Xenia sp. Carnegie-2017 is the source of this 3387-nucleotide messenger RNA. Its product is annotated as protein sidekick-1-like. Gene Ontology annotation, molecular function: protein binding. The record is from RefSeq and is a predicted model, not a curated record. The transcript has 11 exons. NCBI's taxonomy places the organism in Eukaryota, Metazoa, Cnidaria, Anthozoa, Malacalcyonacea, Xeniidae. The coding region runs from base 583 to 3075 and encodes 830 amino acids.
CGUGCAGUGGCGGAUCCAGAGUACGUCAAAAUAAAUUACUGCAGCACAUUUUGGCGUUUAUUUACAUUUCUAAACACCUUAGAGGCUAAUCCAUUGGUAAAAUUGUGUUCUUUAGAAAUUAAAAACCAAUAGUGUUUUUCUGAAUGUAAUUGGUACAACUGAGGAGCUAAAAUAUAUUUUGACGUUCACUGGAUCACCAUUUGAUGUUCUUUGGACGUGUCGUACGUCGCAUGCGAGUGUCGUGUGUCAAUGGUUUCAUGAAACAAUGCUUUGUUACAAAAGUUAUUUAAAAAAAGUGCUAUCUAUUUUGGCCGUCAAGAGAAAAAAUAAAGGAAGAGAAAACAGCUUACAUUGCGGAAAAAACAUUAGAAACAUUCCAGGUUGACAACUGACCGUAAAGAGGAAAUGUUAUUUAUUUCAUAUUCAAAUUCACAAACCAGACGCCCACAUUUGACGCCUGUCGUUUUCACAUACACUUAGCACUUUUGCGCGGAAUUUCCUAAGAACAUAGAAUCUAUCGAUUUUUUGAAAUUGAAAAUUACAGCGCCAUAAAAUUACUAAUCUAGAGUAGCCGAAGACGCCAUGAUGUGGAAUCAAAGCCAAACAUGGCUCUAUACGGCAUGGUUCGUCGCUAUUUUAUUCAUUCAUCAUCAAGUGAAAUCCGCUCCUUUGCAAGGUCCCAAUGUCACAAACAUAAGGGCUGUUAAUUCUACAUCACUUGAAAUUACAUGGGAUAUGUUACCAGAAGAGGAUGCUAAUGGGGACAUAACAGGAUACAUGAUUUGUUAUCAUACAGAGCCGUUUUCCAAUCCUACCUGUCCUAAAAACAUGAUUACAGGAGAUGUUACAUCUUUCAAUUUGACUGGUUUAAAUGAAGCAACGACAUAUUAUGUCAGAGUAAAAGCUAGUAAUGGUACUAAUGCUGGUCCUUUGGGCAAUCUAUUUAAUGGCACAACAUUGGAAGACAAACCAGCAAAAGGUCCUAACGCAACUUUAAAGUUCGUUAAUUCAACGUCAAUUCGUGUUAAUUGGAACACAUUGAGUGAAGAUGAUGCAAAUGGUGUAAUAACAGGAUAUGAAGUAUGUUAUGAAGUGGGAACUGAGGUUUCAAAUUGCACUAAAAAUGUACCAAGUAAUACAACCAGUGGAACGAUCAUGGACUUAAAACCUGCAACUCAUUAUGCUAUUGCUGUUCGUGCAUUUACAGCUAUUGGUUUUGGACCGCUGGGGGCGAUUUUACCGGUGACAACUAAUGAAAGUGCUCCUGCGCAAGCCCCGACUGUGACUGCAGUACAUCCUCUGAAUUCAAUGGCGCUACGAAUUGUUUGGGAGAUGUUACAGCCAGAGGAUAGAAAUGGAGAUAUAACAGGAUACAUGAUAUGUUAUGAUAGGCAGACGUUUUCUAAUGGCUGUCCUCGAAGUAAUUUUACAGGAGAAGAUGUUACGUCAUUCAAUUUAACUGGCUUAAAUGAAGCAACUGAUUAUUAUGUUGGUGUGAAAGCUAGAACUAGUGCUGGAUUUGGUCCUUUGGGUACUCUGUUAAAAGGCACGACACUGGAAGACAAACCAGCAAAAGGUCCUAACGCAAUUUUAAAGUUUGUUAAUUCAACGUCAAUUCGUGUUAAUUGGAGCACAUUGAGUGAAGAUGAUGCAAAUGGUGUAAUAACAGGAUAUGAAGUAUGUUAUGAAGUAGGAACUGUGGUUUCAAAUUGCACUAAGAAUGUACCAAGUAAUACAACCAGUGGAAUGAUCAUGGACUUAAAACCUGCAACUCAGUAUGCUAUUGCUGUUCGUGCAUCUACAGCUAUUGAUUUUGGACCGCUGGGGGCGAUUAUACUUGUUACAACUAAUGAAAGUGCACCUGCGCAAGGCCCGACUUUGACUGCAGUACAUCCUCUGAAUUCAAUGGCGCUACGAAUUGUUUGGGAGAUGUUACAGCCAGAGGAUAGAAAUGGAGAUAUAACAGGAUACAUGAUAUGUUAUGAUAGGCAGACGUUUUCUAAUGGCUGUCCUCGAAGUAAUUUUACAGGAGAAGAUGUUACGUCAUUCAAUUUAACUGGCUUAAAUGAAGCAACUGAUUAUUAUGUUGGUGUGAAAGCUAGAACUAGUGCUGGAUUUGGUCCUUUGGGUACUCUGUUAAAAGGCACGACACUGGAAGACAAACCAGCAAAAGGUCCUAACGCAACGUUAAAGUUCGUCGAUUCAAAAUCAAUUCGUGUUAAUUGGAAUACAUUGAAUAAAGAUGAUGCAAAUGGUGUAAUAUUAGGAUAUGAAGUAUGUUAUGAAGUAGGAACUGUGGUUUCAAAUUGCACUAAGAAUGUACCAAGUAAUACAACCAGUGGAAUGAUCAUGGACUUAAAACCUGCAACUCAGUAUGCUAUUGCUGUUCGUGCAUCUACAGCUAUUGAUUUUGGACCGCUGGGGGCGAUUUUACUUGUUACAACUAAUGAAAGUGCACCUGCGCAAGGCCCGACUGUGACUGCAGUACAUCCUCUGAAUUCAAUGGCGCUACGAAUUGUUUGGGAGAUGUUACAGCCAGAGGAUAGAAAUGGAGAUAUAACAGGAUACAUGAUAUGUUAUGAUAGGCAGACGUUUUCUAAUGGCUGUCCUCGAAGUAAUUUUACAGGAGAAGAUGUUACGUCAUUCAAUUUAACUGGCUUAAAUGAAGCAACUGAUUAUUAUGUUGGUGUGAAAGCUAGAACUAGUGCUGGAUUUGGUCCUUUGGGUACUCUGUUAAAAGGCACGACACUGGAAGACAAACCAGCAAAAGGUCCUAACGCAACGUUAAAGUUCGUCGAUUCAAAAUCAAUUCGUGUUAAUUGGAAUACAUUGAAUAAAGAUGAUGCAAAUGGUGUAAUAAUAGGAUAUGAAGUAUGUUAUGAAGUAGGAACUGUGGUUUCAAAUUGCACUAAGAAUGUACCAAGUAAUACAACCAGUGGAAUGAUCAUGGACUUAAAACCUGCAACUCAGUAUGCUAUUGCUGUUCGUGCAUCUACAGCUAUUGAUUUUGGACCGCUGGGGGCGAUUUUACUUGUUACAACUAAUGAAAGUGGUAAGAUAGUUGUUUGUAAUUGAAAUAUAAAUAUUAUGUUUGAUUAUCCCUUUGUGUGGUAAAUACGGAUUUAUCAACUCGCACGGUUCUGUGCCGUGUGACAUACGAUUUUCACUAACGUCCAUUCAACACGAUUUUUGCCAGAAUGUAGAAUGCAGUGUGACAUAGUAACAACUAUUGAAAGUGGUAAGAAAGAACUUUGAUGGCAGUUGUGAAUGAGAAAAGUUGUUUUGUGUUUAUUUUUGAAAUUUAAAGCUAACACCUCAUGUGUUGUGAAAUGUUUAGAAGGUUUGAAAAAAUUGCCCGUGUCGAUUCAUCAAAAAAAAGUAGCAAAA